ACUGGUGUCCGUAAAUUCUUACGGAUGGAUCUCAUUGGUUGUCGAGAAGAUGAUGUUGUCUCUAGUUCUCUGAUGUGAUUGGUUCUCUCGCCUAGCGGCAUAUCAGACAUGAGCGGCGGUGGCGGUUUGGGCGAAGCCGGGAGUUCAAUAGCAGCCGCUACUACCGCAGAAGGAGCUCUCUUGCUGGGCGGUGGCGCCGGGCCCCCGGUGGAGGUCCAGGGGAUGGUUGGGUUACAGGGAGGGGGUAAAGUGGUGACGGUGCCAGUGGCAGGGCCGCCUAGUGCUGCUGACGUGACGCACGUUCUCUCGGAGCUCCAUUCAGACGCUGCACUGGGCUCCGUACUGCAGCCAACUCCAUUCACCAGUGAAGAGCUGAGUGGGGUGAUUGGCACGGCAGCUGGAGUGACCUCUGACCCCGAGAGCCUACGGUUCCAGUUCCCCAUGGAAGACCACACCUCUCCCAAGAAGAAAGCCACACCCACUGUCUACCGCGAGCAGGAUCGUUUCCUGCCCAUCAACAACGUUUCCCGGGUGAUGAGGAAUGCAAUCCCCCGCAACGGGAAAGUGUCUAAAGAUGCAAAGGAAUGCAUGCAAGAAUGCGUGUCGGAAUUUGUCAGUUUCAUAACCAGCGAAGCGGCUGAUCGGUGCUCACAGGAGAAGAGAAAGACGCUAACCGGAGACGACAUUCUCUUUGCCAUGGCAAACCUCGGCUUUGACAACUACAUACAGCCAAUGAAACUAUACCUCCAGAAAACCAGAGAGUAUAUGAAAGUGGAGAAGACAGUUGCACCGAGUGUGGCCGGCCAGAGGACCAUGUUGCAGGACUCAGUCGCCAAUCCUCCUGUUCCGACCGAGGAGACAAAUCUAAUUCUGCAGCCUCCUCCACCUCCUCUCCCUCCCUCCUCCUCCAUUUCCCCUCUCUUCAGCCCCUCAGUGGCAAGUUCUCCCUCUCCUAUAUACACACUGUCCAAAGGGGAACCUCCAAAUAGAGGACAGAGUAAUGGGACCAUGGAAAUUGCAGAGUCGUGACUUUGCUGGAGAUCUGAAUUCUUCAUUACCAGACUCCUCCCAGUGGGCGUGGUCACCCUCACUUCAGCCCCAUAACACACACACUAUUGAACACUCUAUUUACACAGUUCGAGAACAAGUAAAAUUGAAAUGCAAUUGGUAUCAAUUUUAGUCAUUGU
This is a messenger RNA of Geodia barretti, 1187 nucleotides long. The record is from the annotation of a GenBank genome assembly. NCBI's taxonomy places the organism in Eukaryota, Metazoa, Porifera, Demospongiae, Tetractinellida, Geodiidae.